AUGAUGUCAUAUGCUCUACACCUCCAAGCUGUUUCAACUCGCUUGUCGAUUGCUGAAGAUAUGUCUGACUUUCGGCUAACGGAGUAUAUCCGCCACCUGGUCGUUCAACCUGCCGAUGCACGUCUAAACCCACCAGAGGGCUACUUUUUCGUUCAGGAUGGACUUAUUAUCUCCUGCGGGGUAUUAUACGCCCUUUUAUAUGUGUUUUGUAUGAUGCGGGCUGUCAAGGACGAGGUUUUACCCGCAUCAAUCAAGUACAUGUACGCUGCUAAACUUCUCACGUUAGACCUCGCGUUUGUCGCGCUUGCUCUCUGGCGUGUCUAUGGCCCCGAUCAAAGAAAGCGCAUUGCCGGAGAGAUGCUUGUAUACUGUAUAACGGCUCUAGCAGGGUUGAGGUACUUGGGUUAUCUCUACCCUGACGACCGCGAGCAAGUUACAGCAUAUUGGACUGGUAUCCUCCUGCAACUUCCGGCUGGGUGGGUGUACGUGUAUGGGCUGGUGAAACAUCGUUCUCUACUGGGCCAUUCCCUGGAGAUUUGGUACGCAACUUGCUUUUCCUGCUCGCCAUUUUUGGUCAGCUUUAUUAAUUAUUAUCGGCAGGCUCGUUGCUUCACGGCUUAUGGUCUUUUCAUAUGGCGGUAUCUCAACAUCCCUCGAAACUGGGAGUAUGUGGGAUCGUUUUGGAGCAUCGCGGUUAUUGUGAUUACCCUUAUUCCGGAGACUGUAUAUCCUUUCCUGUAUAUUUGGGUAUUCAAUCAGAACAAAAGCAAGGUAAAAAUGGGUUAA
Messenger RNA from Penicillium verrucosum, 786 nucleotides. RefSeq lists its product as uncharacterized. The coding region runs from base 1 to 786 and encodes 261 amino acids. The record is from RefSeq and is a predicted model, not a curated record. Gene Ontology annotation, molecular function: lyase activity. The transcript has 4 exons. NCBI's taxonomy places the organism in Eukaryota, Fungi, Ascomycota, Eurotiomycetes, Eurotiales, Aspergillaceae.